AUGGGUAAAAAACUACAGUUGGCCUCGAAGUUGUCUGGAGAAAAUUUUGCUAGCAAAUCGAACAAGAAAGGCAGUCAAAAGUACUGGCCAGCGACAGGGACUAAAGAUGAUAUCCCUGGCUGGCUGCGUGACAAUGAUUAUAUCGUCAACGGCUAUCCUAUGCCAACAUAUUCCUAUGGGCGAUCCUUUCGUCUAUGGCGCUGCUGGCAUAUGGAGACGAUGAAUAUAUGGACUCAUCUCUUGGGGUCUGUGGCAUUCAUUGUUACUGCUUCCGCUCUAUACAAGUCUACUUUCAUAUUUGUGAACAUGGAUCUGAAGGAUGGUGACAUGUUUGCUUUUGGUACCUUCAUGAGCGCUGCCGUGGUUUGCUUCUCUCUAAGCACCACAUUUCACACCCUCAGAAGCCACUCCUACAACAUCCAUCAUUUCUGGGGCAAAAUGGAUAUUUUGGGAAUCUGCGUUCUCGCCUUUGGUGCCGGAACGUCGAUGACCUACUAUGCAUUCUACUGCAGGCCAACCGUCCAACGGGCAUACUGGGGACUCAAUCUGCUCUCGGCCCUUGCGAGCGCUGUUACACUUUUCGAUACAGGCGGUGGCGGAACAAAAAUGCGAAGUCUGCGUGGCGGUGUUUUCUCUCUGCUUGCACUCUCAGCUAUGGUUCCUAUCUUCCACAGUGUUUAUCUAUUAGGAUGGGCUCGCGCAAGUUGGGAAAUCGGGGCUGACUGGUAUUUUGCCGAAGCGUUUUCUCUUCUGGUCGGAGUUGGUUUGUUUGUUACACGAGUGCCGGAAAGGCUGAGUCCGGGUUCUUUUGAUAUUCUCGGCCAUUCGCACCAGCUUUUUCAUACAUUCGCCCUUCUUGGUGCAGCAUUUCAUGUGAUGGCCCUGGUAGCUGGGUAUAGUUAUCGACAGACGCACCUAAGCUGCUAA
Messenger RNA from Talaromyces atroroseus, 927 nucleotides. RefSeq lists its product as hypothetical. Gene Ontology annotation, molecular function: signaling receptor activity. Gene Ontology annotation, cellular component: membrane. Lineage: Eukaryota; Fungi; Ascomycota; Eurotiomycetes; Eurotiales; Trichocomaceae. Bases 1 to 927 code for a protein of 308 amino acids. The transcript has a single exon. The record is from RefSeq and is a predicted model, not a curated record.